AUGAAAUUCAUUCAAAUAUUAAUUGUUUUAUUAGUAUCUUUAAUUGCAACAAGUUCAGCUGCAUUGUUUGUUUUCACAGACAAUGUCAGUGAAUUUACUAUUGAACUGACCGAUCCCACCUUAAUCCAACAUGCUCGUGAUCUUAUCAGCGGUGCUUCAACUUCCUCCCCACAUGUAAUGGGUACUAUUGUCAAGAGUGCUGCAAGCUACAACUCGCCAUGGUCUUACUAUUUGGAUCCAUCGACAAUCAGUUUCUUUGACUUUGCUAUCGAAGUGUGUGAUGCUGCCAUUGCCUAUACUGAAGAUCAUCUAUUAGAGGUUGGUGGUGCAUUUUUACCAGGAAAUGUUUGGUGUCCAUGGGGAUCACGUUUGGUUAGAGAAGUUUAA
Heterostelium album PN500 is the source of this 387-nucleotide messenger RNA. RefSeq lists its product as uncharacterized. The coding region runs from base 1 to 387 and encodes 128 amino acids. The transcript is spliced from 2 exons. NCBI's taxonomy places the organism in Eukaryota, Evosea, Eumycetozoa, Acytosteliales, Acytosteliaceae. The record is from RefSeq and is a predicted model, not a curated record.